AGAGCAUUUUCCAGCACUCCAAUUGCAUUCAAAACCAACACAUCCACCAGAACAAAAGAAAAUGUGGAAGAUUUGGAAACCUUCUUCAAGUUAAUCGGUAGAAGCACCGUGGAACACCUCGACACUUUCGAAGGUGACUUACAAAAGUUUCUCGGUACUUCAUCUAAGCAAAUGAAAGAUUUGGGUAUAGACGUUUCGACCAGAAGAUAUAUGUUGAGGUGGAUCCACAAGUUUCAAAAUGAUUUGGAACCAUUAAGAGAGCACAAGAGAGGUAAGAAGAAGAAUGGUGGUGAAAGAAACGCCAAAACCGUCUUGGCCAAGAGAAAGGCCUUACAAAAGUUGGAAGAAAAGGAGAAAUUCAAGCAAGAAGAGUUGGAUGCUGAAAAUAGAGGUGAAAGAGAGUUCUAG
Molecule: messenger RNA, 408 nt
Organism: Suhomyces tanzawaensis NRRL Y-17324
Lineage: Eukaryota; Fungi; Ascomycota; Pichiomycetes; Serinales; Debaryomycetaceae
Product: mitochondrial 37S ribosomal protein mS41
Exons: 1
Cellular component (GO): mitochondrion
Source: RefSeq, a predicted model, not a curated record